Lethenteron reissneri (Far Eastern brook lamprey) is the source of this 4680-nucleotide messenger RNA. RefSeq names its product plexin-B1-like. Gene Ontology annotation, cellular component: semaphorin receptor complex; plasma membrane. Gene Ontology annotation, molecular function: protein binding; semaphorin receptor activity. Gene Ontology annotation, biological process: regulation of cell migration; regulation of cell shape; semaphorin-plexin signaling pathway. The record is from RefSeq and is a predicted model, not a curated record. NCBI's taxonomy places the organism in Eukaryota, Metazoa, Chordata, Hyperoartia, Petromyzontiformes, Petromyzontidae.
UCUCUCCGCUGCUGAAUGAAGGCCUCCCGAAGAGGCCUCCGCAGGCCGACGUCACCGCCAGGGGCAAUGAAGGCCAGUCGGCGCGGCUCCACCGCCGGCCUCACGCUCCGGGCCGCGCUGGCGAUUAUCGCCGCCCUCCUGCCCUCGUGCCCCACCGCCGUCGCCACGCCGUUCUCGCCCGACGUGGAGCUGCAGAAGAUGGUGCUGGAGCCGAACUCGGGCGCGCUCAUCGUGGCCGGCGACAACACGCUGUUCCGGCUGGCGCCCGACCUGAGCGUGGAGCGCACCGAGGAACUCUGCUGCUCCCCCUCCUCCUCCUCCGCCUCCGCCGCCGACUGCCCCAGCAUCACCUGUUCGGGCGGCGGCUCCGGCCAGCCCUGCCGCAACCCCGUGAUCAUGCUGACGCUGCUGCCCGGCGCCGCCGAGCAGCUGGUGGUGUGCGGAAACGCGACGUGCGGGCCGCUGGAGGCGGGCGCGUGCGAGGUGCGCUCGUCCGCCAACCUGUCGCGGGCGCCCCACUCGGACGCCAAGUACUGCACCUACAGGUACACCAAGGUGGCCGGCGAGCAGAGCGCCGCCGUGGCCGUGGCGGCGCCCGGCGGCGCGGGCAAUGUCCUCUACUUGGGCCUGGGCCACGCCAACUCGUUCAGGGGCCACCCGCUGUCCAUGCAGGACCUCAAGGGCAACGUGCUGUGCCGCAUGGACCACGCCUCCAUGGCGCUGUGCAACCCGUACGGGCUGUACGAGCACCUGUUCGUGGCGGCCUUGGCCACCGAGAGCCACGCCUUCUUCGUGUUCCGGCGGAGGAACGGCACGAGCAAGGCGGUGGCCGGCGCGAGCCACCCGUACCUCACCUACGUGGGCCGCCUGUGCCUCGACGACGUCAACUACUACUCCUACGUGGAGGUGCCCCUGCGGUGCGAGGGCCGUCCCGGCGGCGGGCCCGAGAGGCUCGCGAGCGCCGCGUGGCUCGGCGAGCCGGGGCCCGCCUUGGCGGGAGGGGGGGCCACCCUGGUGGUCGCGUUCGUCGACGCGGGCGGCAGGAAGCGCUCGGCGCUGUGCGCCUACCCGCUGAGCGCCCUCGACGCCAAGAUCGACGAGACGAGGCAGGCGUGCUACACCAAGCAGAGCCCCAGGAGCAACGACGUCUACCUGCCGUACCGCGAGAACGACGGCGAGGACUGCACCGCCAACACGCCGGCGCACAACGUGGCGCAGUGGCCGUGCGGCAGUGACCACCUGACCAAGAUCCUGGCGAGCCGCUCGGGGGUGUCGCGCCGCCCGCUGCUCGAACUCAACGUCACGCUGCUCACCUCCGUCGCCGUGACGACCGAGAAUGGCCACACCGUCGCCUUCCUGGGCGACCACGACGGUUUCCUGCACAAGGCGUACCUGGGCCAGGGUGAGACGUCCCGUGUCUACGGGAAAGUCAAGGUCGGCUCCGGCCAGCGCGACCCCAUCAACAAAGACUCGGUGCUGGACCCCAAGGGGCAGUACCUCUACGUGUUGAACACGCGCGAGGUGCACCGAGUGCCCGUGCAGCGCUGCGGAGCCAACCGGAGCUGCCCAGACUGCCUGGCGCUGGACGACCCCUACUGCGGCUGGUGUGUGCUGCAGGGCAGGUGCUCGCGCAAGAUGGAGUGCGAGCGGGGAACCGAGCCCGGCUGCUGGGUGCAGACCUACGAGAACACGAGUUGCCCCACCAUCGCCUCCGCCAGUCCCCACAGCCUCAGCGUCAAGCUGCCACCCACGUCGGUGACGCUGCACGUGCCGGCGCUGCCGGCGCUGCACGAGGGGGAGCUGCUCACGUGCCACUUCGACGCGUUCGAGUCGCCCGCGACGGUGGCGGGCGCCGACGUGACGUGCGCCCAGUCCCUGCCGCUCGACGCCAUCCCGGCCAUCCCGCCCAACAGCGACCACGUGGACGUGCGCGUGGAGGUUCGUUACGGGGAGGUGAGCGUGGCGCACGCUCUGCUCCCGUUCUACGACUGCGAGCGGGUGGUGCAGGACGACGAGACGAGUCCGUGCGCUCACUGCGUCACGAGGCACUGGACGUGCAGCUGGUGCCCUCUGGAGUUCAAGUGCACGCACGAGCCCCAGUGUACUUCCGCCCACACGGUGUCGAGCAGCGACGAUUGCCCCGCGAUCGACAAGGUGCUGCACUCCCUGGUGCCCACGGGGGUUCCUCGCCACGUGCGCAUGACCGCUCGCAACCUCCACCUGCUGGACCACGUGAAGGAGGUGACCUGCACCGUGCUGGUGGAGGGUCGCACCGUCGCCAGCCUCGGCAGCGUCGACGACACCGGCGCGGUGACGUGCGAUGCCCAGAUCUACGAGUACCACACGGAGAGCAUGGAGUACCAGGCGGAGGUGUGGCUGGAGCUGAGCAAAGGUCAUCGCCUUGACAACCAGCAGCGGCACAACGUGACGCUGUACGACUGCUCCAAGGUGCAGACGGACUGCAGCGAGUGCGCGGUCUCGGAUGCGCGCUACGGCUGCGUGUGGUGCGCCCACUCGUGCCGCUACAACGAGAGCUGCGCCGCAGUCUCCCCCGAGUGUCCGGGGCCCAUGGUGAAAUCGAUCGAGCCACACACGGGCGUGCUGGAGGGCGGCACCAUCCUCACCGUGCACGGCUCCGACCUCGGACGCUCUUUUGAAGAGGUGGUGUCAGUGCUGGUUGGGAGCAAGCCGUGCGUGCCGCUGCAAGACCUCUACAGAGUCUCCAAGAGAAUCGUGUGCACGACGGGCAGCGCGGACAGCGCCGGCGAUGUGGCGGUGGUGGUGGAGAUCGCCGAUCGAGCGCCGGCCUCGUUCGAGCACUUUACGUACCAGAGUCCCUUCAUCACGAAGCUGGAACCGAGUGAGGGGCCGGUCGAGGGAGGAACCCGCAUCACCAUCUUCGGGAAGCACCUGCUGACGGGAAACCGGGAACUCAUCGCCGCCUUCAUCGGGGACAGCCCGUGCAGCGAUCUGCGCAUGGUGGGGGUGGAGGAGGAGGCGACCCUCGAGUGCUCCACGCCCAAGGUGCAGGAGAAGGUCUCCGUCGCCGUCAGCCUGCGCUACGGCGGCACCAGCGUCUCCAACGCCAGCGCCGAGGUCUUCGAGUACAAAGAAAACCCAAUCAUCAACGACUUCAACCCCAAAAGCAGCUUCUAUGGGGGCGGCCGCGUGAUCACGGUGAGCGGCUCGAAGCUGAACACGGCGCUGAAGAUGUCCAUGGAGGUGGAGGUGCAGCUCCCACGCCGGCGGCGCUCCCUGCACCCCUCCACAAUCUCGAGUCCCUGCGAGUUCCGCUCGGCGGAUGAGGCCCUGUGCCCCUCCCCCACCGUGCCGGACGGCUCGACGGUGCUCCGCUCCUGGUUCCAGCUGGACGGGUUCCGCAGCGACGUCACGUCGCUCCUGACGUACGAGGAGAACCCCCUGCUGUGCCGGCCCGGCACCGCGCCCUACGUCAUCAACGGCCACAACAUCCUGACCAUCAAGGGCCAGAACCUGAACAAGGCCAUGGAUAAGGAGGAGGUGGAGGUGACCAUCGGCGAGGAGCAGUGCAAGGUGGAGAUGAUGGACAGCUCCUCCCUCUACUGCAAGCCCCCGCUCACCCAGCCCAGCGCCAGGGCCGGCGGCGACGAGGCUGGCUACGGGCAGGAGGAGGAGAUUAUCGACCGUUCUCUGAACUGCACGUUGGCCACUUCCUCCACCUCCCGGCGGCGCCAGCGUCGAGACGGUGACGGCGACCUCCCCCAGCUCAUAGUGCACAUGGGCGUGCUGCGCUUCCCGCUGGGCCGCGUGCGCUACUCGACGGGGGACGGCCUGCUCUCCAAGGGGGCUAUCGCCGGCAUUGCCGUGGGCCUCCUCCUGCUGCUACUCGCCAUCAUCGCCCUCAUUCUCCUCCUCCGACACAACGCCAACCGCGAAAAGGAGAAGAUCCUCAUGGAGAUGACCAGGAUGGAGGACAAAGUGCGGGACAUGGUGCGGCGCGAGUUCGCAGACCUUGUGACGGACAUGUCGGACCUCGACGUGCUGGUGGACGAGACGGGCAUCCCCUUCCUCGAGUACCACCGCUACGUGGAGCGCAUCUUCUUCCCGGUGCAGCAGCAGCUGCUGUGCGAGGGGGCGGCGCCUCCUCCCGCGUCGCCCUCGUGGGACGCGGCGCUCACGGGCUUCCACAACCUGCUCAACAGCAAUCUUCUCAUCAAGUUCAUCCAGACGCUGGAGAUGCAGCAUGGCGGCGUGAGCCAGGCGCACUGUGGGCGCAUCGCGUCGCUCGUCACCGUGGUGCUGCACGACAAGCUCGAGUACUACACGGACAUCCUCAAGACGCAGCUCGUCGCCAUCAUCGACAACGACGUCGAGACCAAGCCCAAGCUGCUCUUCCGCCGGACGACGACGGUGGCUGAGAAGAUGCUGACGAACUGGAUGUCGAUCUGCCUCUACACGCACCUGCGGGAGACGGGAGGCAAGCCGCUCUACAUGCUGUUCAAGGCCAUCAAGUACCACGUGGACAAGGGCCCCGUGGAUGCGCUCAUGCACAAGGCCAAGUUCACGCUGGACGAGAACUCGCUGCUCAAGAACAACAUCGAGCACAAGGAGCUGACCCUGAAGGUGAACCUGGAGGAGAUGUUUGCGGCCAACGGCGCGGUAGGGGAGGCGCCGCUCCGGUUCAUGUCUCCCAAGUUUUGA